Helianthus annuus (common sunflower) is the source of this 819-nucleotide messenger RNA. RefSeq lists its product as uncharacterized. Lineage: Eukaryota; Viridiplantae; Streptophyta; Magnoliopsida; Asterales; Asteraceae. The coding region runs from base 255 to 713 and encodes 152 amino acids. The transcript has 5 exons. The record is from RefSeq and is a predicted model, not a curated record.
UAUUGUUCCCGUUGAUGCUAACCAACUUUUGGGCUAAUUACAGCCGUAGAAAGUCAUCAACUUUUAAUCUCAGCCGUUUAAAGUCUCUAAAUUCCUUCUAGAAGCAGCGGUUCUCGGCAGUUCAGCACUCUCUCACCCAUGAUCUUGCGGUUUUCUGCAGUUUAUCAAGAUGUACCAAUCAGAAAUGCAGGUUGCAAUGCGGUUUAAAAUGUGUUCCUUAUUUUCAGGGAGUUAGUGGCAACACAUCUGCAGCAAUGGAUAUCUCGGAUGACUUCGUGGACAUUUAUGAAGAAGAUCAGCCUGCAAAGAAACUGGGUUUUGAUGCAAUGACACCGAAGAAGAAUCAAAUAUGCAGCCCAAUGAAAGAUUCUCCGAAGACGGACAGUGGAAGUGUAGAGAUCAUUUCAUAUGGACAGUAUUUUAGUCCAUUCAAAUCUGAAAUGCAUAGGGAGGUUAUUGAACAGUUUCAGAACAUAGAAAAGCAAGCUAAAAGAAAGCAUGCGCUCCUAACUUGGAAAUGGGAUGAGGUCAUUGAUAUUACCCAAAGUGAAGAUUCGAAUGGUCAGAAAGAUGAUUCUAAGGCAAAACAACAAGAUGAUUUGGAGUCUGAGUUAAGUGAUACAGCAGACUCUUUGGAUAGUCCAUUGAAAAGAUCAAAGAUUCCACGUAUAUCUAAAAAUUGCAACGAUCAUGUUGGAUGGGUUGAAUUUUAAGUUUACUCAGUUUAAGUCCUGUUUGUCAUAGUCAUCUUUUAUGUUUUGCCUUUCAAGUCAGUGUUUGUUAAGGUUUGUUUGUUCAUCUAUUUUUAGUUUAAUUGUA